UCGUGUUUCGAAAUUGCACGGCGGAGAUUCGGAAAUGGAGAAAUAUCCCGAGACGAAAAAACGGAUCAAUAAGAUGCGCAAACAACUCGAGAAAUUUGAGGUGGAGAAUCCGGAACAGAGAAACCGGAUCACUAAGAUACGCAGGCAUCUCGAUAAACUGAUAAAUAAAUUGGAAGAAGAGGACGAAGAAAAAGAAGAGGAGGUUUUAGACGAGAUUUCUAACUCCUAUUGUAAACCCGAUGUGCAACCUACCCCCCUACGACGUCGUCUUUCCGAUAUGGUCCUCUAUGACCGACGAAAUUCCACUGCCAGCACUAAUCCCAAUAGAAUGCGACUACUAAAAAAUACUGCCAAACUAGCGAUUGGUUACUUCAACAAACAAAGUCCCAUCAGAUACUCUGUGCUGGAUUUGGUCAGAGCAACCCAACAUGUUUGCGCGGGUCGUUAUUUCCGUUUGACGUUUACCGCCAAGCCCGAGGGUUCUGAAGAAACCGAAACGUUCGAAGCAAAGGUUGUCUACCGAAUCGGUCAAACUGAUGUCGAUUUUGUCAAAAUUGUGGCCAUUUAGCUGCUAACAUGUAAUCCUUAGCUUGCGACAUUAUUAUUUUCUUAAGCUGCUGCUAUAUAUAUUUUUCAUGAUUUUAUUGGAGUAUUUUCUUGGUCUAUUUUUAGCAUAUUAGUUGUAUACAAAUCUCCUAUAUGUGAGGAGUAUUAGUAGCUAGUUUGUUUAGAGUUUGUUCAUCUACAGUCUUAUGAGAUCAUAAUGGAAUAAAAUCAAGCUUUCCUUAUUACUC
Messenger RNA from Erythranthe guttata (spotted monkey flower), 794 nucleotides. RefSeq lists its product as uncharacterized. The record is from RefSeq and is a predicted model, not a curated record. Lineage: Eukaryota; Viridiplantae; Streptophyta; Magnoliopsida; Lamiales; Phrymaceae.